Molecule: messenger RNA, 2555 nt
Organism: Corythoichthys intestinalis (scribbled pipefish)
Lineage: Eukaryota; Metazoa; Chordata; Actinopteri; Syngnathiformes; Syngnathidae
Product: GRB2-associated-binding protein 1-like
Exons: 12
Coding region: 69-1985 (638 amino acids)
Biological process (GO): signal transduction
Cellular component (GO): cytoplasm
Molecular function (GO): signaling adaptor activity
Source: RefSeq, a predicted model, not a curated record
CUCCGAAGGUAGACACAUGAAGUGCAACUCGGGUGCCCGCUGAGCAGAGGAUACACCCGGCACCCGGGAUGAGCCAAGGCGCCGAGGUCGUUUGUGAGGGUUGGCUGCGAAAAUCACCGCCGGAAAAAAAGCUUCGGCGUUACGCAUGGAAGAAGCGCUGGUUUAUGUUGCGCAGCGGUCGGCUGAGCGGCGAGCCAGACGUUCUGCAGUAUUUCAAAAACCCUCAUUCCCGAAGGCCCAUUGGAACCAUCGACUUAAACCUGUGCGAGCAGGUCGACGCCGGGCUGUCGUUCACCAAGAAAGAAUUGGAGAAGAGCUUUGUGUUUGACCUGAAGACAGAGGAGAGGACGUGGUACCUUGUGGCCGAGUCAGAGGACGACAUGAACCGCUGGGUGGCGUCCAUCUGUCUACUAUGUGGUUUCAACCCAACACAACAGGUCCCUGGCAGCCCUACCGUUGCUGUGGUAACACAAUCCGCCCCGCCCCCUCGUCACCCUGUCAGCUUGCGCUCCCUGGAAACAUCAAGCGGCCACAUGCCGGAAGACUACCUGUGGCUGGCGCAGUGCCAAAGUGGUGUAAGGCCACCUGAAGCUUCGUCCCCCUCUCUUGACAGUGACAAUAGUGACCAUCUAUUCCCUCCUUCGUCUUCCACCUCUUCUUCCUCUUCACCAGUCACUCUGUCCACCAGCCUUCCGUCGUCUACCUCCCGUACGGCACCAUGGGUGGCCGCCCUCAGCCAGCCUCUGGACUGCAGAGGGACUCCUCACCUCCAGAGAGGAGGUGGCAAGCCUCGAUGUCACGCCUCCCCUCACCCUAAGAAGCACUCGAUGGAUUUCCACCUCCGUCCCGUGGACAUCCCCCUUAGUGGCUCGGCAUCCAUACUUCAGCCGGCCCCUGCUCUGCGGCCCUCCUCGACCCCUAGCCUGGCUGUCCUAAACCGGGAGAAGCUCUGCACCUCCUCCCCAACCCCUCCGCCACGCCCACCUAAGCCUGUCGCCAUUGCAAAACAAGGACAGAGUCCCGCAGGAGGCUGCGAGUCACUACCGGACCGAGCGGGAACGUUUAACUUCAGCGAGAGCUUCAACAGCUACUUUUCCAACAAAGGCAUGGUGCUGCUGGGCAGUGUUUGUACUGAAGACGAGGUAGACGAAAACUACGCUCCUAUGAGCGCCGCCACCACGGAACCGCCGUUCGCGGCACGACUCUCUGAGGCAUCCGUCCAUCAUCAGGAGGCCAACUAUGUCCACAUGACUCCAGUUGCUACUCACCACCCUGCCGCAGCGGAUCCACAGUCUUACUGUAGGCAGGUCCCUGCACUCCACAAGACCGUGGCCCGGGAGACAGAACCGCCACCGCCGCCUCCCAUCCACCGUGAUCUAAAGCCACAAUGCAACAGAAAACCAGCUCCUCUGAACCUCCUCCCAGUGCAGCAGAAUUGGCAGGAAGUUCCGCCCCCUGUGCAUUCACCAGUCACUCGAACCUUCACAAGAGAGUAUGUGUGUGUUUUGUCUUUAGAAACAAUGAGCGAGUGGAUAGAAUGUGGCCCGCCCAAUCACCAUAUGGACAAGCCUACCUGCCGCAGUUCGCCCCCCUCCUCCGAUUCGGAUGAUCCCGAUGACAGCUAUGUCGCCAUGACUACCGCCGGUCUUGGUUUCAUGACAGGAGAGCCGUCGCUGAGGCUCAUGCUACACCGGGCCUCGGAGGGCGGGGCCAGCAGCCCGUUGGCUUGGCGAGCCACAGCCAACAAACAGGUGGAGUACCUGGACCUGGACCUGUAUACAGUACGAUCGACACCAACAAGACAGAAACGAUGCCCUGACGAAGUUGGCGGCAGCGGCGAGACGCUGGCAGUCAAGGAAUGCAGCCGGGGCAUGCGUGUGGACUAUGUGGUGGUGGAUCCCAAAAGGACAAAGGCCCUGAAGAACACCAGAGAGGCGUGGCAUGAUGGAAGGAUGUCCACAGAGAAGUGCAAAGAACACAGCUGAAAAAUGAACGAGUUGAGUGAUCAUAAAAUGGAUAAAAAAUGAUGCAAGAUCAGUCACAACUUGGAAUCUGAACCCAAGACAAUAGAUGAAGCUCCAAUGCAGAUGAACACCUUCAAGUGCGUUUGCGUGUGUCAUCUGCUAAUUUAUAUGAACAUACAAAUGUAAUUAAAUAAAUUAUCUGUCCAUUUUCUUUACUGCUUGCAUACUGUAUUAAUCAGGGUCAUGACACUACUACAGCUGACACUCUGAAAAUGAGAGCGCCACUGCCACCCACUGAGUGGAUGUGCAAUUACACUGUAUUCUCGUCCGGCAGAAAAAGUAUGCUCCCCGACCAUAGGCGGAGUUUGACUUUUGCGGCAGGGGGGGGGGCACAACAUGUUGAUGACCCCGAAACACAGUGGCAACCAUAAAAUUAACUUACAAGAAUAUUUAUAAUAAUAAGUUGAAAAUUAGUGUUAUUUUGUUUCCCAUGGUUCUUGAGGGGAAUUCUAAAUGAGGCUGCUGGCAGGACAGCUAUACUUUUCGCCAAGAUCAUCAUCCAUUGAAUAUGGUACACCCGGCGGUAUCGUG